Messenger RNA from Gekko japonicus, 1902 nucleotides. It is a transcript of the gene GDA, whose product is annotated as guanine deaminase. NCBI's taxonomy places the organism in Eukaryota, Metazoa, Chordata, Lepidosauria, Squamata, Gekkonidae. The record is from RefSeq and is a predicted model, not a curated record. The transcript is spliced from 14 exons. Bases 232 to 1584 code for a protein of 450 amino acids. Gene Ontology annotation, molecular function: guanine deaminase activity; zinc ion binding. Gene Ontology annotation, biological process: guanine catabolic process. Gene Ontology annotation, cellular component: cytosol.
CCGGCGGCGGCGCUUGUGACCACACCCCAAAGGGGGGAAGUCUUCGAGACGAGCGGGGGUGGAGAGAUGGUGACAGGUGCCGUGAGAGCGGCUCUUGGCACCGAAAGAGGAGGGACGCCGGCUCCGGGGAGCAGCUGCGGGGAGGCCGGCAGCGAUAGCGGCAGUAGCGACAGCGGGCGCCCGCGGUAACCCUCUCCCGCCCUACCCUAGCCAGCCCCUGAGGCGCUCGCAAUGGAUUCUCCUCAGGUGUCGGCGCUGGCGCAUAUCUUCAAAGGGACCUUUGUGCACUCCAGCAGCUCGUCGCCGAUGGACAUUCUGCAAGGCCACCUGUUGGGGGUUGAGGAAAGCGGGAAGAUUGUUUUUUUGGAACCAGUUGAAGAACAGGAAAAAUUGGCAAAGAAGUGGGGGUUCAAAGCAUCUGAAAUACGGGAGCUCAGUAACAAUGAAUUCUUCAUGCCUGGUUUGGUUGACACACACAUCCAUGCUCCGCAGUACUCUUUUUCAGGGACACGAGUAGAUCUGCCUCUUUUGCAGUGGUUGAAGGCAUACACUUACCCAACAGAAACCAAAUACAAAGACAGUGAUUUUGCGGAAGAGGUGUACACUAGAGCUGUGAGACGAACUCUCAAGAAUGGCACAACUACAGCCUGCUAUUUUGCAACAAUUCACACAGAUGCCUCUUUGCUUCUUGCUGAUAUUAUAGAUAAAUUUGGACAAAGGGCAUUUGUGGGUAAAGUUUGCAUGGAUAUUAAUGAGAGUUGUCCAGAUUAUAAAGAAACCACCUCAGAAUCUAUCAAGGAAACCGAAAGGUUUGUUAGAGGAGUCCUGGAGAAGAAAUAUGCAAGGGUGCACCCCAUAGUAACACCCCGCUUUGGACCAUCAUGUACAGAGGAAAUGCUUGGUAGACUGGGUGACUUGGCAACAGCUCAUGACAUUCAUGUGCAGAGUCACAUAAGUGAGACAGAGGAAGAAAUCAAGCUUGUAGAAAAAAUAUUUCCUACCUAUCAAAAUUAUACACAGUUAUAUGAUAAAAAUAAACUUCUUACAAACAAGACGAUAUUGGCUCAUGGCUGCUAUCUUUCGGAUGAAGAGCUGAAACUUUUUAAUCUUAGAGGAGCCGCCAUUGCACAUUGCCCCAAUUCAAACACAGCAUUGUGUAGUGGCUUUUUGAAUGUAAACAGAGUUCUGAAGUACAAUGUGAAGCUUGGCCUUGGCACAGAUGUUGCUGGCGGCUAUUCAGCUUCCAUGUUUGAUGCUAUCAGAAAGGCACUUAUUGUAUCAAAUACCUUGAAAAUUAAUAAAGAGAAUGAAGAAGGCUUAACUCUGAAGGAAGUUUUUCGACUAGCAACUCUUGGGGGAAGCCAAGCCCUAGGUCUAGAUGCAAUCAUUGGAAACUUCGAGGUUGGAAAAGAGUUUGAUGCACUGCUUAUCAACACCAAAGCUUCAGAUAGUCCUUUCGACUUGUUUGCCUCUGAUAUGUUUGAGGAUAUUAUCCAGAAAUUCCUGUAUCUGGGUGACGACCGGAAUAUUGAGGAAGUCUAUGUGGCUGGCAAACUGGUGGUCCCAUUUUCGAGUUCAGUAUAAGAUUUCUGCAUAAUGUUCUGGUGGUAACUCUGUAACUUGGAAGGAUUGGUUGAAAAUGCGGUGCCUUGUGAUGCUGUUCUCACUUUGUCUAGUAUGUUUCUGAUUUGCACAAAUAUUGUUUACUUAAUCAGAUAAAAAUAAGUAUUGUGUCAAAAAGGUAUCCCACAUAUAUGAAGAGCCCCUUCCAUAUAUGCAUCCCCACAACUAGGGGUGUGCAUUUGGAUCUAACCCAGCAGAAAAUGUAUCCAAAAAAUACUGUAUACCUUUCAGCAUCCCAGAUAAAUCCAGGAUUUCUCAAGAAAACAAAAAAAAAUCCCC